Molecule: messenger RNA, 9387 nt
Organism: Haplochromis burtoni (Burton's mouthbrooder)
Lineage: Eukaryota; Metazoa; Chordata; Actinopteri; Cichliformes; Cichlidae
Gene: ccr8.2
Product: cabz01093075.1
Exons: 2
Coding region: 2892-4049 (385 amino acids)
Biological process (GO): chemotaxis; immune response; G protein-coupled receptor signaling pathway
Cellular component (GO): membrane
Molecular function (GO): chemokine receptor activity
Source: RefSeq, a predicted model, not a curated record
UUUUUUCUUUUUGUAAGUGAUCAUAGAGACAAGCACCGAGGUGCAUUUUCUGUAUCUGUCUAUCUGCUGACAGUGACAGGGCAUUUUCUCUUUUGCAUGUGUUAAAUUUAGGUCAGUGGGAGAGGAAAUUACAUCCUCAUCUCAUUCGUAACACUUUUGAAUAUAAAAUGCAAUAUGCUUUGAUAAUAUCCAAGUUAUCCAAGUAGUUUUCUACUUUUUUUUUUUUGCCUUGUUUUGUUUAUUUGUCUUUUUGUGUGUGUUUUUUUAAAUUAAUGGAAUGUGUUAAAAAAAACUUAUCUUAAUUCUUGAAAAACAGUAGUAGCUAUCAUCAAUCGUCAAUUAGACUGACGCUAAUCACAAAGCAUUUUAAAUACAGUGCAGCGCACUAACUGCAAAGUCCUCACAAUUCAAGACAGUUAUUUUUUCAGUCUUAAGUAAAUAAACCACUUACAAUGGAGAUGUCUUCUUCUGUGGCCAGCAUGCAGGAUUUUUACUUUAUAGUCUAUACCUUAUUUGGCUUCCUUUUUUAAUACUUUAAUGUUUAAAGUGAUCUUGAGUUCCAUGAAAGAUAUCAAAUACAGCUAAGCUAUUAUUAUUAUCAGCAUUAUAAUAUUGUGUAAACAAGCUGCCGAUACUUAUUGCUGACUGAUGUACACAAAUCCUAUGCCAACUCAGGUUCUGAUAGUAAUCAUGACAUAAUCAACUUUAGGGGGAUAUUCUCCUCUAACAUUACUUUUCAUAGAUUUAUUUAUUUGUAGUAUUUUGUUUUUUGCACGCAGCUGCUGAAAAUGUGUUAUAGGCACAUCACUGAAGAAGCUACAACAGUCAGUGUGCUGCUGUAACAGAUCCUUUAUUAGAUUAAAUUUACCAAAAUUUGAAUCAAAAGUGGAGAGGUAGAGGGAAGAGAUGACAAAACCACUGCUGGGGAAGCCUACCACAGACUGAUGCAGCGCACUGAUUCUAAUCCACCUGUGUGAAAUGUAAUAAACCAAAAGUGCUAUGAAGUUAAAAGGGCAUACAAAAGAAAUCUGUUGCCACAAACCAUAGCAGGAGCAAAAGUGGGUCACCCUCCCCUCAAUACAUGGAAUGACCACAAGCAUGUAAGUCAUCAGCAACUAGAAGCAGUGAGAUCUUUAAAAAAUGUUGCAAGUAUGUAAAACUUAUUUAUAUAGCACUUUAUAAAACAUGUAACCAGUCACAAAGUUUCAUAUCAUUUCAUAAUGAAGCAGUUAAAGAUUAAAGAGCAUUAGAUCGAUUGGUAAAAUAAUCCCAAAAUUAACAGCAAUCAGUUCUCAAAUUAGUUCCGAUUGCGCACGGAGCAGAUUUGAGUUGGCUAGCUAUAGACGUGUAGUGUUUUUCCACACUCCUCUGUACAACCUCGCUUCAAUUCAUUGUGAUAUUCAGGAAUUUGUUCAUGCACACCUCUCAAGGGCCAGCCACAGAAUUUCAAUCAGCCUAAAGUCUGGACUUGAUCCUCUUCUUUUUCAGCCAUUCUUUUGUGUUAGGGAUCACUGUCACUGUCAUCAUUGAUCAAACUGGGUCAGGCUUAAGCUGUCAGACAGGUGGCAUUUGACAUUUGAUUCUAGAGUAUUUUGGUAUACACAAGAGAGCAUGGUUGACUUAAUGAUUGCAAGGUGCACAGAUCCUGUGGCUGCAAAAAACCCCUAUAUCCUCGCCUUUCCUCACCAUCGUGUUUGACACUUGGUAUGUGGUUUUUGUACUGACAUGCUGUGCUUGGUUUUCACUGAACGUAGAGCAUGUUUGGCUUCAUGGCCAAUCAUCUCCACUUUGGAUAUCUUACUUUAUCGGAUUAUUCAUGUGAUGUUUAUUUCCACUUCUGCACCAUAAUGGGCCUUCUAAUUUAUCCCAUUUCUUUGAACACUUUUGUUACUUAUAUUUUUGCAGAUCCACUCAUAUACAAAGAAGUUGCCUAAUAAAUGUAAUUCAAAAAUAUGAUCUAUAUUAUGACGACUUCACGUCAAGAAUUGGCCCAAUAAAGCCCCUGUGCCCCCCUCAGCUGAAUUCUGUGAAUAUAUGUCAACUAUAAGUUACACUGAUUUAUACAGAUAAAUGAACUUGCAGAUAAGCUUGCAAGCUGGGUUUAAUUAUUAGGUUAACAGCAGUAUAGAAUCAUUAACAUUUGGUUAACCACAAAUACUUCUGCUGCGAUCGAGGUAAGCAGCAUGCCUGUGAGGCACAGCGUUGAGAGGUAACCCUCAUAUAUAUUUGAAACUAAAAUCAGGUCACUCAUCAGUAUGUGUGGUCAGUUUUAAAGCACAACCCCACUCAAAACCUUCAAAACAAACAGAACUGCGUUGAAAAUAAAUGCGUGCUCACAGUCAGCUCUCCCACUGUGUGUGGCGGUGCGUCUGCUUUCAAACACAUGUAUUUUCCCACUUUUGUAUCUGUGGCUACAUUCCUCUAUGACAUUAUCAUGCGUGUACGGGUGCAUUUAUGCAGGGUAUGUGUGAGUGCAAUCACAUUUUGUAUUCUAAUUCAUGUAAUAGCAAAGUGAAUUGAGCCAAAUCCCCCCAUCAAAGCUGCUUGCCCAUCCAGUUCACAUGGCCUGGUGCUGAACCUGUCCCUGUGUGUGCAUAUACUUACACGCACAUUUAAUUUGCCCAGAUUUAACUCAGUUUAAGAUUUAACAUUUGAAUUAUGUAUCAAAAUUGCAUGGAACAUUUACAUGCAAUUUAAUGAUUAAACUAAUUUACAUCCUUUUUUACCAUAUAAGUAGGGCUGAUUUUUUGCUAACGAGUGAAAACUAGAGAUUUAUUUCACUCCUUUACAGUAGAGUUAAAAUACAGUAUCCCCACCCCUGCCACUUUAGGAGGUAGGACGGGAUUUCAGUUCUUUGGCUUCUUUCUUUUUCUUUUUUAAAGCAGCUGAUCAUGGACGAGACCACCGAAACUGACUUUACUUUCAGUUUGAAUCUUACUGAAUCUUCACUUUUCCAAGGCUUCAGCAUGCCUCCAACUGAAAAUAGUCCUGCAUAUAGUUCUGAAUAUACUACUUACUAUUAUGAAUAUGACCCCGCCAUGUUCGAUGGAUUUCAACCAUGCGUAUAUACGCGACACGGAGCAACUUUUCUUCCUGCCAUCUACAUCAUUUUCUUCCUGCUGGGCGUUCUGGGUAACUCUCUGGUUUUCUGGGUCAUUACUUGUGGAGCGCGACUCCGCACCAUGACCGACGUGUGCUUGUUAAACUUGGCCAUUGCUGACCUCCUUUUGGUGUGUUGCCUGCCCUUCCUAGCCCACCAAGCCUGGGACCAGUGGGUGUUUGGGGAUGCUAUGUGCAAAAUAGUCUUGGGCAUUUAUCAUAUCGUCUUUUACUGUGGGAUAUUUUUUAUCACUCUAAUGAGCAUUGAUCGGUACUUGGCUAUAGUGCAUGCUGUUUGUGCUAUGAGAGCACGUACACGCUCCUUUGCAAUGAUUGCAGCUGCUGUUACAUGGGGAGCGGGAUUUCUGGCUUCUUUUCCUGACCUGAUCUUCCUCCAAGAGCAAAGAAAUGUGUCGGGACAGCACACUUGCUAUCCUGGAUUUCCAGAAGUGACUUCCAGUCUUCAUUUUUGGCAGGUCUUCAGCAUUGCUAAAAUGAACAUUGUAGGCCUGCUCAUUCCGAUCAUCAUUCUGGUUUUCUGCUACUCACAGAUCAUCUGGAGGUUACUGAACAGCCAGUCAUCCAAGAAACAAGCUAUCCGCCUUGUUGUCAUAGUGGUAGCUAUUUUCUUCUGUUGCUGGAUUCCCUACAACAUUGCGUCACUUGCCCGAGCACAGGAGCUAAAGCACCACGUGUUAGAUUGUGGGCACAGCAAAGCCGUCAGACUGGCUUUACAAAUCACAGAGGCCAUUGCUUACUCUCACAGUUGCCUCAACCCCAUCCUGUAUGUGUUUGUCGGGGAGAAGUUCAGGAGGCACCUGUUGCGGAUGAUAAACAGAUCUCCCUGCAGACUGUGCCAGCUGAUCAAGGUCUUCAUACCACAGGACAGAAUUUCUACAUCAGUCUACUCACAAACUACCAGCGUGGAUGAGAGGAGCACUGCUAUGUAGUGAACUAGGACAGUUGGGGGAUGUGCUUCUUUUCAUUUUUUCAUGUCCAGUAAAAAUAGAUCACUGUGGCUUAUUGUCACUCCUAGAGUGUUAAGGUUUGGCACUUGUGAAUGUAUGCAUGUGACUGUAUAUUAAUAUAAUGUACCACAGAUAUGUAUUUUUACUCUGUUUUUGUACUUCUAUGAGUUAUGACCAAAAUGUAUGCAAUUCCAUUAUAAAUCUGAUUUUGAAUACUUUGAUGUAUCUUCACCUGGGACGAUGAGUCACAGUUAGACUUGUUGCAGUUUGUUUUGCCGCUGGCUCUUUACUUAGCACGAAACUGUGUCAACUACAACAUCUGUCAGCAGCUACGGCAACGUCAUCCAGUUUAAGUGGGGAAACGCACCACCAUGAAAAGUUACAUGUCAUAGUAGCCUACAUUUUUAUCCAAACACGAUGACCCCCCUCACAGUUGUACCCGUUGCAUCAGUCUGCGCACAGGAAAUCGUGUUCAGUGCAACUUUGCAGAUUCAGCAGUGUAGGUUGCCUAGCAUCAUUAGCAGAACAUUUGCACUUUACCCAACACAGAGAAAACCACAACCUGAAAGAGGAAGCAUGAAACCAAGCUGUUAGUUUAACCUUUGCAGUCUUUGUGCACAUCCGAGCCGUUUGUUAUCAAGUGACUUCAUAGUUCUGCUGGUUUUUCUCGUGAUAUUAAUCAGGAUUGCAAGAAAGAAGUCCCUUUUUGCAAGAGUUUAUCGAUGGGCAUGCAAACAGUUCCUCUUUCAGCUUCUUUGUUUCAAUGCCUGGAUGGAUGACAAAUUACAGGAAAAAUCGCAAAAAUUCCAGGCUGCAUUUUACUGGAUCCUCUUAGAGAAGGGGAGCUCUGAAUCAAUAGAAAGUUGUUCUCAUAUGAAUUGAUAUCAUUAUUACUAUUAUGAUAUUAUUACCCCCACCCCCCUUUUCCAGGAAAACAGUCAUAAGGAGUCCCUGAAUUGUCUGAUAAAGCUUGGUUCUAUCUUUUCACCUAUAAUUCCGCUGAUGUUUUUUUUUUCCAUCUUUGCUUCAGUUUCCAGUUUUUUGAUAGUUUUUGUAACAUAAACAUUUCUGGUUUCUGUCAAAUGGGUCCAGUCAUUGGGGCCACAAGAAUUCCGAUUCGGUUUUUGGGAUAAUUUAAAUGUUUGAUCAGUCUUUGUGUUGUAUUUUCUCAUGCCUGUUUAAAAAAGGUGUUUGUAAUCAGCUGACAAUACAGAAUAAAGGUGUUAUAUUUCUAUGGUAAGUGCGGCAUCCCUGUGACACGAAUGAGUGUGUAUGGUGAAAAGGUGUGACAGAUCCAAUCUAACCGCAGUUGCCUCUUUUCACUAUUUUUACCUUUUGCUUUAAGUGCUUCCACAAAAUAAGGAGUAUCUGCACUGACUAACAAACCAACUUUGAUAUGCAUGUUACUGUAGAGUAGAGAGGUGUUAUUGUUCCUGUAAUAAACUGUACGGUUCAUCUGGUUUCGGUCAGUGAAGUUGUUUGCUUUACAGGCACUCACGUUUUUCAUCUGAUAAAUUAGCCACACAUUUAUUGUAACUUCCUGGCGUCAUCAUUUUCUUUCGUUGAUUUACAUAUAUAUUCAAUUUUACUAUAUUUUGAAAAGAAGCAUGCAGCUACCCAUCAUAUACCUUUUUUUAAAUCUAAAAAAUCCUUUUUUUUUGUGCAUUACACCAUUGUCUAUGUGGAGAGAUAUGAGCUAAAACAUUAUUUCUGUUAGUCUAGCAGAAAGUCGGAGUGGAGCACUGAGUCCAUUCUUGGGAAACCCAGUUAUGUCGACUCUUGAGGAAAGUGACAGAAUACGCCCAUCCCUUAAUAACACAAUCUGCUUCUGUUUUUUUUUUUAAAGAGCUUGCUCUUAAACUACUGAGAACACAGUGUACUGAGGAAGUGGAAACCCUAAACUGAGAGGAGGGGCAGGCUUGACCCUGAUGUAGAUUGAUGAUUACUGCUUCCUCAGAAAGUGUUAGGUGAAACCUGCCUUAUUUAGACCGCUGACAUUUAGUGUCUGCUGUUUAAGUCCCAAGACAAUGGAGUUCUUAAGAUGCUCAAAACAAUGGCGAGCAUCAUCUUCAUCAUCAUCAUCAUUAUCAUCAUCAACAUGUAGAUUUCAAAUGAAAAAAUUCCAGCCCAGGAAGAGAACAUCUGAUGCAAAAAGAGUCAAAGUGAACGUGUUUAUUUUCAGAAAGCACAAAUUUGGUCUGAAUCAAAAGCGUGCCAGGGAGAAACAUUUGCUGUGCAAAAAGACGAUUAGAAGAAAACUGCUCUUUGUCAGUGAAGAUACUGGCACAAAUUGGGGCUUUUUGUUCUGGGUGGAUGAAUCCAAAAUUGCAGUUACUGACCUUCCUGAAAACCACUUUGACGUGUAUCUACCAUCAGGAAAAGCCCCUGUAAAACAAACUAUAUAUACUGUGAUCUAACUAAACGGGAGUGUAAGGAGUUAAUGGAUGUUACAGCAUCCUACAGAGCUGUAAAGCAUGAUCUGAAGGUGCUGCACGGCUCUAAGCAGUUUUAGGGUUGGCACAAACAUUUGGUUUCUGUGGUCAAAGAACUGCUGAGGCAGUACAGAAGCAUCUCACCAGAUAAGGCUGUUUAGGCAAGGAAACGGAAAAACAACCUGCAAGUAAACAGUCUGACAACUGUCUGCGAUAUAAAAACACAAAAGCUGAACAAUUAUUCCCACUGCAGUACUAAUGAGAAAGAAGAAACAAGCAAACAUAAAAAACAUUAUUAGCCCCCCCAAAUAACCCAGGUUAGUAGAGCAGAGGACUGAAAGCGUGUCUUAAAUGCAUUCCAGAUGUCAACAGCUGAACUACUUCUUGUUGUACACAAGUCUGGAGAAUGCAGCGAUAAAGCAGCAGCUCUGACAAGCUCUGGGGGAAAGUUUCACACUAACUACUCGGAAAAUGCUUUCCCUGCAAUGCUGAAAUGAUUAAAAGUGAAGUCUUCCUUUCACUCUAUAACUCAACCGCUCACGUGGAUUGACUCAUGCCAGACUUCAGAUACUGAUCUGUGGGCUUAACUGAUAAAUGACUCGACUUUACUUCAGCUUGGCGCUCAUGACUUGAAAAACUUGAAAAAGCUGUUGUUGUUGUUGCAUUUGUGUUGCAUCCAUUUUUAAUGUAUUGACAAGUUAUGUGUUCUUAACCCUGAUUGGGUGAGUUCAAGUUAUGAUCUCCACCCUCCCCCGACACACUUGUGUGUGUGUCGGGGGAGGGGGGAUCAAACUAAGAUACACUUCUGGAGACCUCUAGUGUAAAAAGGUUCAGUGGCAGGUCUGCAGGUUUGCUGGCAGAUUUUUAUCAAUGUGGAAGCAUCACAGCCAUGAAAGAAGUCCAAAGAUUUGAUGCCAUCUAUUAAAGACAUCAAAAUGAAAGUCAAAUUCCAAAAACAGUGGACUUAGGGAGACUUUGUGAUGUGUCAUGUGUUUUCCCCUUAUCGUCAUGUUCUCACAGUACAGUUACAAAAAAGGACAAAGGGUCAAGUGAGAAAGAUGGUAAACAGAUAUGUGAGAGUUGGGGCUGUGAUGUCAGUACUUGUUCCUACUGGUUGCCACGCAGCGUGAAAUACCAGUACGAUAUAACAUAUGAUAUAAAACUCAUAUUUUCACAUUCGCCUGUUUUUGCUCUCACCACUUUAAAUGUGGAAACUGGGCCAGCGAGUUUCAUGUGAACUGCCUGGCCUGUAGCAGAGAGCGUGACUCAACUGCCCAAUUCUCACUACAUGGGAACCACCUCUGCUAAACACACAAAACUCUAGUGAACCUACAGAGGGAAUUUACCCUCUGUAGGUUCAACAGUGUUUCAGCAGUGCAUUGCACAUUUAACCUUUUAAUAACACACAGUUCUGUUAUCUCCUUCAAACCCCUUUCAACACUACGUGCUGUUUCUGUUGUUCUUCUCCAGACUGCAGUACUUUCUGUUUCGAGCUUGGCCAAUCAAAUUUGCCGGUGGUUCUUUAAUAACGUCUGUAAGUUGAUGCUCUGCAGGUUGUUUUGCACACGAUGUGUUCCGCUAUCGGCACUUUCUUGAAACCAAGAUCUCCGAUGCCAUCUAGUGGUCUCUUGUCUCCUGAUUGUGGUUAGAUAGUAGGAGUGUUCUUGUUUACAGGCUUGCAACUCGCGUCCCGUCCCGUUAGUGUGUGGGUCACAAUCACGUCAUUAUUCUCCUCAUCAGUGUGAACUUUCUAAGUAUUUGAUAUCUCUUUCUCUGACUCACGUUUGCUUUUGGUUUUAAACUACAGCCAGACAGGACUCUCCCCAUAUGAGUGAAUGCUGAAUUCAGUGGGUGGAAAAUGCCCAGAAGCAACAGUGGGUGAGAAGGCGCAAAACUGGGAAAUAUCGGGCUGUCAAGAAAUGCGCAUAAUCGCAUAUUAGGUAUUUGUGUCGAGUUAAACGUGUGGGCUUAAAGUAAAGCAGUACCCGAAUAAUUAAAAUGAAUAAACAACACAGUAUUUGGUCACAGGUCAAAUCAAGUUUGUAGAACAGAAAAAAAAACUGCGCUGGCGUGCAUCACCUUCACACUUCACAGCUCUUGCGUGAGAUUUUGAUCACAAGAUUUUGUGUAAAGAUUGUAAAGAUACCCCUUCUGUGGUUUCAGGCAAAAAAACAAAACAAAAACUGUUGCUAAGAAAGACGAAAUAGAUUUCACACCCGAUAAGUGCACAGGCACCUUUCAGGCACUGGGUGAAAGCGCCGCUUUCAGAACAGAGACACAGGUGCGUCAGGUGAAGUAAAUAACCUCGAAUGGGGCUUAGAUGACAAAUAAUCCAGGCUGAUAACGCUCAUAGAUACCAGGGUUUAAAAUGCUGCAAAAAAUGUUCUCUAGCAGACCUCAGUGAGUAACUAUUGUAGCGGACGUGGGUUGAGUGGGAGGUAAAAUCGUGCGUUCUUUGUGCAGUGAUGCAACACACACUGCUUGCACUGAUUCAAAAACAGCAGCGGCAUCUGCUCCGGACUGAUAAGAUCAGCAACAGUCCCCUUCCUGAUACCUUCUCAUAGUUUAUCUCUCGAACUGAUCUUCAUCACAGUAAUGACAUUCGUUCACUAUUACUGUACACGUAUAUUCCUCCUGAUUUUAAUAUUCUCACUUUGCUUUUCAUUGUUUCCCCGCAGUGCUUCCAAAUGUCACUCUUCAUAUGAAAAUAAAAAGUAAAGAAAAACGUGUCAAAGGUGUUACGCUAUCGCAAACAAUAAUCCCCUCUAAUGCAAAGCUUAACAUGGCUGCUGUUAGUUGGGUUUCUUGUGUUUAAUAAUUUUAAUGAAUGACUGAUUGCAGCCAUGUGAAUUAAGGGUUUUCCCCUGCUUUCUAAUCAUGCCGGGAAU